AUGCGCGUUCUUUCCAUCCUCCUCGCCCUCGCCGCCGUCCUCGCGCGCGUCGACGGGGCGGUCGUCGGUGUGGAUCUGGGCGGUGAACAUCUCAAGGUGGCGCUCGUCGCCCCGGGACGAACCCCGAUCGCGAUCGCGCUGAACGAGGCGAGCAAACGGAAAUCAGCGGUGGCGGUGUCGUUCGGCAUGGGUGAGCGAAGCGUGGGAGAUCGGGCGUACGACAUGCACGCGCGGGCGCCGACGGAGACGGCGACGCGGCACCGGGACGCGCUGGGCGCGCGAGCGGAUUCGAAGAGAGUCGAAACGAUCGUGGAGGGGAGUAAACUGGCGUACGAGGUGCGCGGUGAUGAUGCGAGGGAUGGGGCGACGCGAGUGAAGCUUGGGUCGGGGACGUACGCGGUGGAGGAGUUGACGGCGAUGACGCUGGAGCACGCGC
Ostreococcus tauri is the source of this 436-nucleotide messenger RNA. RefSeq names its product Heat shock protein 70 family. The annotation marks the transcript as partial. Gene Ontology annotation, molecular function: ATP binding; ATP-dependent protein folding chaperone. Lineage: Eukaryota; Viridiplantae; Chlorophyta; Mamiellophyceae; Mamiellales; Bathycoccaceae. Gene Ontology annotation, cellular component: endoplasmic reticulum chaperone complex. The transcript has a single exon. Gene Ontology annotation, biological process: cellular response to hypoxia; negative regulation of hypoxia-induced intrinsic apoptotic signaling pathway; endoplasmic reticulum unfolded protein response. The record is from RefSeq and is a predicted model, not a curated record.